Molecule: messenger RNA, 1110 nt
Organism: Fonsecaea multimorphosa CBS 102226
Lineage: Eukaryota; Fungi; Ascomycota; Eurotiomycetes; Chaetothyriales; Herpotrichiellaceae
Exons: 1
Coding region: 1-1110 (369 amino acids)
Source: RefSeq, a predicted model, not a curated record
AUGGUCCUCCUAACAUCGUCGACCGUCUCGGUCAUUAUCUCUAGCGGCGUUGUCUGCAUGUUCACAUUCCUGUUAUUUCUCUCGGGAUACGUGCUACAACAGCAAUCCGUGCGGUCCAUACAAGAAGCCAUUCGGCGACCGCCUGAACGAAAGCCUGUGCCUACGCUGCCUCCUCAAUUUCAACAUGAAGACAAUGACACCGUCCCAAAAGUGUUGGAACAGCCCCAAGAUGGCUCGCAGUCUGUUAUGGUCAUUGAGGGUAUUCAGGGGGCCGGAAGGGAGGGAGAUAUGCUGGACUCGGUACAAGUGCCAGUAAUCGUCGAGGGUCAGAAUGGAGCGCCCUUGGAUGCUUCUCCAGAACUGUCGGGAUCACCUUCGAGAGAUCAAAUGCCACUCCAACGACUCGCAUAUAUGUUCGCUCUUCUCGAGCCCCAUCACCUGUGCUCGGCUCUCCUUUUUGCAAAACACCAGCGGUCAUCCUCACGGCUGUCCAAAGAACCGUCUAUCGUACUGCUCUAUCCAUCCACGUGGGAGACGGACUUCUCCCCUCUCUACACGUCAACACUGAGUUUUAUGCGCGAAAUCCAGGAAUUGCACAAUCUCAUUUACCACCCAGUGCGAAUAUACGAUGCAUGGGACGUCAGGUCUCAAUUACUUGGGGAGCUGCAGUGGGGUCGAUGGGAUUAUGAUCAAGCACUGUUCUUGCGAUCGCCGGGAAUGGUUAUCGAUAGCCAGAUGCUGGACGCCGCAUUGGCGUCUCCUGAUACGAGGAAGACAUGGGCGCCGUUGAAUCCAUCUUCGGGAGAUGACCCAGACCUCCUGCUUAUCACCCCAAGAGGUCUUCAGAGUCCGAGGAGGGAACCCAGGAAGUUGGUGUCUUCGGCGUCCGCUAACAUCCCCGAUGCUGGUGACGAUGGCGUGCAGAUACGAGAAUUGGGGCAGGGACCAGCUUAUGUGCUGCUUGAUAACCAAGCUUUGAGUGACGAAGAAAACGAUGUGUGGUUUGACGAAAUAAAGCGGAAGUUCGGACAAGAGACAAGCAAUGUUUGUGGAGGUAGCGGGCUCUUGGAAGACAACUUGAAACUGGCGCUGCAGAGGACUCUGAGAUAG